GGAAAAGCUCCAUUAAAAACCUCCAGGCUCUCCUCCAUGUUAGAAAUGAAAUGGAAAAUGGAGUGGAUUUAAGAGGAAUCCCUGGUUCCCGCGGCCAGGCUGGAGGAAGGGAGGCGCGGAUCGAAGCCGCAGGCUGCUGAUGUUUUUUGAAAUCGCAAUAAAGGCUGAGAACGGCCGGGCAGGAUGAGGAUUUCCUGACUGGGACAAACGAAAAAGGACAGAUCACCCCUUUCCUUAUGCUAUUCCUCUCUGUGUGUUUAAUUUAUUCACCUCGAUGAUCCUCUUGACUGAUCUGGUAACUGUUAGAGCGGCUGUGACAGCCUGGAAACAUUAGUAUGAUUUCCUGAGUUUGAGAUUUGCUGCUCCCCAACCCCCCCACCCCCAACCCCCCUCCUUCUCCAAACUCAGGAAAAGUCAAUACAAUCGCACUUCAUCUUUCCUUCAUGUGCACUUGGAAGCCCUGGGAGCAGCGAGAGCAGCAGCAAGAAUGAACUGCAGGGAGGAAAAUGACAACUGCACUGACGGCAGCAGGAGCGGCACCAAGAAGAUGCUGAAGUGCGUGGUGGUUGGGGAUGGUGCAGUGGGGAAAACCUGUCUGCUGAUGAGCUAUGCCAACGAUGCCUUCCCAGAGGAGUAUGUCCCCACUGUGUUUGACCACUAUGCAGUAACCGUGACUGUGGGAGGACAACAACACUUGCUGGGGCUUUAUGACACUGCAGGACAGGAGGACUACAACCAGCUGAGACCCCUGUCCUACCCCAACACAGACGUGUUCCUGAUCUGCUUCUCCGUGGUGAAUCCUGCCUCCUACCACAACGUGCAGGAGGAGUGGGUGCCCGAGCUGAAAGUCUGCAUGCCCAACGUGCCUUACGUCCUCAUAGGGACACAGAUUGACCUCCGGGAUGAUCCCAAAACUUUGGCACGGCUGCUUUACAUGAAGGAGAAACCACUCACCUAUGAGCACGGAGUGAAGCUGGCAAAGGAGAUUGGAGCCCAGUGCUAUCUGGAGUGCUCAGCACUCACACAGAAAGGCCUUAAGACUGUCUUUGAUGAGGCAAUCAUGACCAUUUUCCACCCCAAGAAGAAGAAGAAGCGCUGUGCAAAGUGCCACAGGUGCUGCACCCUUGUGUGACGUUCCCUGGGCAGCAGAGCCAGCUGAGUUCAGUGAAACCAAGCAGGUCAGAAAGGCAACGAAGGUCACACACAACUGGAAUGGGGAGCAUGACCAGAAAAAGGUCCUUCCCACCCAAACACAGGAGCUCUCCGUUCUGUGAAACCUCCAAGCUGUAUCACCCUUGGCCAACUCCUGUCUCUGUGCUUUCCUAACCCUCCAGAGCUGCUUUGCAGCUUCUUCCCACUGCUGCAGACUGCACCAAGAGAAACCCGGAUGCCUGCUUGGCUCCCCACCUUUAGGAAUAAGGAGAAGGUGGCUUGUGACAAAACAAAGAGCUAAAGACAGCAGAAGAAACAGGAGAAAUCCUUUUGUGGCCUUAAGUAAGAAUUGAUCAAAAUUUGGGAUUUGCAGUCCUUAGGAAUUGAAUCUGAAUUGACUGAAAGCACGUGGAGAUCUGUAGAAAUCUAAUAUGUAAGAUAUUACACUAUAGGUAAGAUGUACUUUAAAAUUGCUUUUCUUUAAUAAGACUUGCUAGUUCAGGAGAUACUUUAGUUUGUUCAAACCACAUGGAAGCAGAGGUGGAGUGAUUCCAGUUUGUUUUCACUUAAUGGUCAAACUUCACAGCAUCAUCAGGAUGUUUGCUGCACCCAAGCUAUCAAAAUGGAUCAACAUUUACCUCCAGACUUAAGGAAUGUUCUUACAACUAAAAAAAAAUGCAAAUAACUGUAUUUUUUACAGAGGAAUGUUCAGGCUGAGCCAUGUUUCCAUAAGCUGGGAAAGGAAAUACAGAGCUGUAGCAUUAAUGUACUGAAACAAAGAAAUUCUGCCACCAAAGAAUAUUGCCCUGGACAUGAAAUAGCAGCAUGGAACAAUCUCUCUUCCAGCUGAGAAUAAGGACGAGACACAUUGCCAUGGCAACUGAGAAUUUACCUUAUAGAUCAGCUGGAUUUCUACAUCUCACCCAACAGCCAAGAACAGGAAAAAAAAAAAAGCCAAAGGUCAUAGUAGCUUUAAGUGCUUUGAGGUGAUCCAAUUGCCUUAAAAUUAUCCUUUUUUUAUGAAGUAUUUCUGUAAAAAAACUCAUCAAAGUGGAGUUGUGAACUUGUUGACUUAUUGUAGCCUCCCUCCUCCCAUCCAUUUCUUCUCUCUCUGCUCUCAUUUUUCCAUCUUCACAGAGAGUGCUGUUUCAGCUACAGCAUGGCUGCAAUCCUCAGGAGUGGACUUUUCCACCAUGGAGAUGGGAAAUCCAGCCCACAGGGGAAGGGAGGCUCCUGUGAUCUCCCCUUGCUGCUGGGGAAGUUGUGCCUUUUCCCUGAAGCCUCUCCCGGGAUCCUGCAGCUUUGCACAUCACAGCAACACAGACACUCAGAGGUGAACUCGAAGGGUGUUACUUGCAGCUGCCUCUGGGUGCCCUGGCAGAGCCACAGGACUGUCUUCUCAUGGAUUUCAUUCCCCAAGCAGGAAAUCCCAGCACCAGCACACAAGAUCUGAAGAUGGAACUCCUUGCAAAAGCUGUGUCUGUAGGCAGCAUGUCCAGAAGUGCCCAGAGGGAGCAAGUGCCAGCCAUGCCUCAUCCUCGAGCCCAGCCCUGCUCCCCUCUGCACCCACGGCAUGAGGCUGGCAGCCCUCUCCUCCUGGGCACACAGAGCCCUGGCUGAGAACACAGCAGCCCCCAGAGCAGCCAGGGCACUCCAGAGCUGGGGAUGCCCAGAGCAGGGAGUGCCUGCAGCAGGACCAGGGCACGGGAAGGGACCAGGCUUGGUGCAGUGCCCAGCCCUGCAUCAGAACCAGGCUUAGGGACCUGAGCUCCUCCUUCAGCACAGAUUCCAUUUCAAAAAUUGUAGAAUGGUUUGGGUUGGAAGGGACCUCCAAGGUCAUCUAAUAGCAAUCCCCAGUUUACCAUGGACAGCUACAGAAACCCGGACAAAAGUCAUCAGACUUGAGGCAAAUGCUUUGCUCUGUUUUUACCCAGUGGCUUGCACUCACCAUCCCUUUCCCCUUGCACACAAACAUGGAUGAAAACAAAGCUCUGCCAUACCUGGGACAUACAAGUUCUCCUUGCUGCUGGUGAUUUUUGAGAGAAUAUUUUCUCAUAUUUUCUGUUCUGUUUUAUUAAGUCCCAGGCAUUUACUUCAGAUGGUCUGGCUGCUAAAGUCCAGCUCAGAGUGAGGUCAGGGGUCUACACCAUGCCACAGAGUUUGUGUCCUUGCCCAGGCAUAGCAGUGAGUGUCAACAGGACACUGUCUAUCAGCUGAACUAUAAUGUGUAAAAAUAUAUUAGAGGAGUGUGAGGAGAAAUAGGCAUGGAUUAAAUAAAUAAUUAAGCUUAUAACAUGACUAGAAGUCCACUGAAACAACAACAACAACAGCAAAAAGCCUUUAACAGAUUUCAGGGAAAUUAUAUCAGCACUGUGCUGCCUUUUACUUCAGUGGAAAUUAAUUAGGAUGAUUGUUUUAGCUCAUGUAGGUUGCUGGAGAGUGAUGUAUGAGUCUCUGGUGGAAGAAGGUGAAGUCUGGUUUAGCUGAAGCACAAUGGAAAUGCUCAGGUUGGAGCUGCCUGGUUUUCUUAGAGCUUCAAAAAAUGUGGAAAUAGAGGAAAUAGAAACUGCAGAGUGACAGCUGAGCUCAUCCUGACAUAAUGAGCUGGAAAAGUGAAAUGGAGCGCCCUGGCAUGCAUCAGGGAAAGCCACAAAUAAUCAAAUUGGGUUUUUUUGCCACUGAGUACCAGGGGUGAUUGUUAAUCUUAAUGGAAUGGCAUAGGAUAGGCAGUAAAAUCAAAAAUCAAGUGGGAAGUUGUAGCAUUAAAGUAACUGCAGUGGUUUGAGGGAAGUUAACUACAAAACCUAUGCUGCUAAUGUCCUAAUGUGUUAAACUGCAGCAUCCUGAACAAAUCUUUCCUAGAGGAAGCAGACAAAAAAGUGUUAUAUACAGACAAAAAAUGUUAAGGCUAAGCAGGGGUUUCUUUGUCCUUACAAAAUGGAGCACGUCAGGCUUGUGAGGCAGUAAAAUUACAAGUUUUUCAAACUGAUUUUGACGCAAGUUUGAAUUCUGGGAGCUGCAAGAGAGGGAGAGUGGUCACAGUCCACUGAGAAAUGGCCUCUGCACUCCAUUUAUUUUAAUUUUUCUUCCAGCAAAAAUAAAUAUUUUUUGAAAAGCCAUGUUUAAUGGCAGGUCCCCAUAAACAUUAUUCCCGUGUUAUGUUAUGUACACACACCUGCCCAUGAAAUGUGGUAAUUUCUCAAGGAUCUGCCCUGUUACAUUACUUUUUUGGGGAGGCAGGUACAGCACAGACCAAGAGGCUUUAGAAAGGGAUUGUAGGCAGAUGUAAGAAGAGUCAUUGACUAUCUGGCAAGUCAUACCUAAUGCCUUUUUUAAAAGCAGCAGAUGGUGUGUGAACAGGCAGUAAAGCUUAUUUUCACGAAAACCACAACACCAGACAUAGUGCAAGUGCAGGCAUAAGGCCACAGAUACAAACUUCAAGUUAUUUUCAAGCCCCACUAGUAAUAAGGAAAGAAAAUCAAUAAAGGACUGCCAGGUGAAGAGAGAUGGGUUUACUCACUGUGAGACCAGCUAGAAAUCAGAUCCCAAUUUCACCUUAAAAGGAACACUGCUAAAGAGAGUCAUAAAGGUUAGAAACCAUCCCUGGAGCUUAUUUGACAACAUCCCCUUAAUGCAGCUGAUGUCAAAGCCUCUCCUGACAGACCUGCCUCUGCUAAUGGUCUGCUGUCAUUUCAAAAGCACUCACAACUUAUAGGAAACUUGUUGGAUCCUGUAAAACCCAUCUCCUUUGGCCUCUUCUGAAACCUUCCUCUCCUACCAAGAGCUCUUAAGCUGAAGUUGCAGUUUCAAAGAGUGUUCCCAAAGCAUUUUCAUGCAAACCCCUGCGAGGAGAUAUUAGAGGUAUUUGAGAGAGAUCUCAAUUCAUCAGAGAGUUGCUAUCACAUUAAAACCACCUACAGGUGCCUCUGCCCUUGAGAGUCCUGUGAAAACACCAGGACAGUGGGACUGGGACAGUCCUGCCACUUCCAGCAUGACUUGAAGGAGGUCCCACAAAAACUCACAGCUCGUCUGUACCUCCCAGAGCUCUGAAAAGUUGGGGAGAAGACAGAAAGAAGGCUCUAACCCCACUCAGGUCCAUUCUCAUUUGUUCAACUGGAUAUACGCCCUGUGUAGGUACAGACUUCACCCCAAGUCCAGCAUGGCAACCAAAACAAUCAUUUCAGCAGCUGACGUUGAUAUUUCUCACCUUUUUUCUCUUUUUAAGCACUCAAAGCCUUCAAAAUAGACACAGAAUUAUAUAUAGCAAUGCAUCUUAAUAUGAAAUAAAGUUAUUCCAAAUACUUUUAUUACAGGGACAGAUUUUGGCAGUUCUCAUACUGAAGAGAAUCUCACUUCACAAGGAGCUGUCUCCAAGCUGUUCAUGUCUCAUUCAACCCCAUUGGCACUGCUCAGGUCAUGAGGGAGGCUGAUUUGUGACCCAUUCUUGUAGUUUAAUUACCAGAAAGCCUCUUCCAGCCCUCUGCUGUUGGUGGCCUGUGUUCUUUGGAAUACCUUCAGGAAUGGUGACUCAAUCACUUCCCUGGGCCUAUCUCUCCCUUUAAUUCAUAUAUGAAAAAUGCCCAUCUGCUUUUAUACCUUGCUUACAGGCCAUGACCUUUUCCUGGACCUUUUUUUCCCAAGUGACACAGCAAAUACCUCUUGAAUACCACAUGGAAACCUCACCUGGAUUAAAAAUAAUUUGCAGUGGCAUCAAUCUGUCUCAGGCCAGGAUUGUCUGAGAGCACAUUUGUCUUCUCCAACAAAGCAAUCCAUAUGCUCACAUUGGCCCAGGGACCAUUUGUUAAACAAAGAGGUAGAAUGUAGGGGCCUGGCUGCACAUGCCUUUCUCCAUGUAUUGUCUUUUUCCCUGAGGAGGACCUGUGAUGUUCUUUCAUCCUAUAUUAAAAAAAGAAAAUCUGGAAAUAACAGAACAUUUUGUUGGUUCACCACUCUACAGGACUGGAGGAGCAUCUGCUGUGACAGGAGGUGAGCAUGGAGUGACCCACGUCAGAUAACUUCUAGACACCUUUGAGCUCCUUGCAAAAAUGAAGACAAAUUUCCACUAUGAAUGUUUAUUUUCCUCUUCAUGAAUAAAGACCAUCUGAAAGCAGGAAAAAGCCUCCCACUGAUUUCUGUAGUGGCUUGUGAUCUCAGCUGUCUUCACCUAUCAAAACAAAACAGGAACAGAAAUAGUUUUGCAUCAAAAAGUCAGGACAAAAUCACCAAUUAGAAGUCAUGAAUGCAACAGAAUCACUUCUGCUUCGGGGGAGAGCUGCAAAAUCAGGGCCCAGAGCCACAAUUAGUCAGUUUGAUCCUCAACCUUAGAUUUCAUUUUAAGAUGUUAAGGGGACGCCCAUAACUAGAACAGCAACAAUGAAAAGUCUUCAAAUUCUCUUUUCUUUGUUUCAGUUAAAGCUUUCAGAAACGUGGGAACAAUAAUCUGCUCUCUUGGGCAGUUCCAGGAACCACACCAUAACAGCAAAAAGAGUCAGAAGCUCAUUGUAAGAGGAAAACAAGUUCAGAAACCCAGAGCAACAAGCAAAAAAUCAUGUGAAUUGCUGUCAGUGGUGAAAAAUCUCUUUAAAUUUGAAAAUAUGGAUCCUCAUCCCUUUCCAGAUUGUACAGACCAUAAUGCAGCCUUUGGCUGCUUCUAACUAUAAUGGUAGGGUGGGAUUUUCAAAGAUGCUCUAUGUUGGCUUCAUUUCAGUCCUCAUGAAGGCAAUGGAAAAUGUCAAUGGGGUCCACACAUGACUAAUGUGGAAAACGUUUGAGAGUCUUUGUAUUUCCUCCUUUUCUGACCUUUUAAUUUGGCUGACCAAGCCUUGAGCCAGGUCCAAGAAUUUUUUAUACCUUCUGGCUGCUCCUGAAAGGAGUUGGGGCAUCCACAGACUUUGCUGAUCUCACCUUUGGAGGCUGGAUCUGAAACACCUCACUACUGAGCUGAAGAUGAAAGUGGUUACAUUAACAAUGUAAUAUUCAAGACAUAUGAUUAUCUUUGCUUAAAGAACCUGAAAUCAUUGCUAUCACUUAAUUUCAUCUCAUCCCAUUCAGGGCACCAGGUUUGAUGUGGUUUUGGUGAAGAUCAUUUUGAGCUCUCACUGACACCAGCUCUGGUGGAUUUUGACUUUGAUUGGAGGUUAACAAAUUCAGAGGAAACAGUUGUCACCAGUCUACAGUUUCCAGAUCUUCCAACACAACAUUUGUUUGUAUUGAUAACAUGUAGAAAAAUUUGUCUGAUGUCUGUCAAAGUAGUUUGUGGGUAAAUCAUAUCCAGAGUGUGGCUAUCAUGUCAUCUCUCUCAAUAGUUUUCCCCUAAAUAAUCAGCUGUUCUAACUGCAUCACAGACUGGCAGGCACUGAACUGCCCUGUCAGCGUGGAGCAAAUGAGCCCAAACUCUCCCAAAGCUUGUAAAUAUUAAUUCACUAAUAAGCAAUAACAAAAGGUUUUGUGAGAGGGGAAAGACACUGGCAAAGUCUUCUUCACUCAUGAGCAGAGGUGACCAAAGCCCAGGGUGCCAGGUGGGGAAUGCUACAGAGGAAGAUGUGGUAUGGUGGCCCUGAUGCAGCCCAAAAAAUAUGGGUUGAGGCUGGUGAGUGGGCUGGGAGGUGUCUCUGUGGAGUCACAGCUCAGCAGCACCUCGAGACUGGGAGGACUUCAAAGAAGGCUGCAGGGAGGAGCAGGGAGAUGGAGUGUGAGGAAAACUGCAUCCAGUUUAAUGUGUUGUGAUGCUGAUGCACUCACACAAAUACAAGAAUUUCACUGCACAGAGAUUCUCUGCUCCCCCGAGAACACAAAGACAAGGACACUUCAUUCCUUUCUUUUUGUGCUUACUUGAUAGUGAUACUUAAAAUUAUUCCUUUAAGAAAUGCUUAAAACUAACAGUUCAAAAAGUUAUUCUGGUGGAGUUUGUGAAGCAGAUGCAAUGACCUCAACACAAAUCAGGACCUAACUCAUCACCAGUCAGGUGUUAGCCAGUUAGGAGAAAGAGUCAUUUACUUGAUGUGAGCAACUGAAUGUUUCUCUCUUAAAAGUUGCUGUGUGCAAUAUUGCUGGAAUAUGGGGCUGGUGAAACCAAAGGAUGGGCACUAAAAGAGUAUGUGUGACUUUUGAGUGGUAUGCCUCUUUUUCAAAGAUUAACCAAAUCUUCAGAAUUCAAAGCAAAACAAUUUCAAACCAAGGAAAUCCAGUUUUCAAGCAAAUGCGUUCUGCAUAGUUUAAAAAUCAUGUAAACACUAUUAAUUUCCUAUUUACAGCACAUAAUUCUGUACUCUUUUGUUUAUCAUCUUUUAAACAUGUAAUUACUGUAUAUUGUAAUGCACAUUAAUGUCAUUUACUGUACAUAGUUUAUUUUAACAAAAUAAAUGUAUUACAAACUAUUUUGACAGCA
Prinia subflava (tawny-flanked prinia) is the source of this 8539-nucleotide messenger RNA. RefSeq names its product ras homolog family member J (gene RHOJ). The record is from RefSeq and is a predicted model, not a curated record. The coding region runs from base 488 to 1132 and encodes 214 amino acids. Gene Ontology annotation, molecular function: GTP binding; GTPase activity; protein kinase binding. Lineage: Eukaryota; Metazoa; Chordata; Aves; Passeriformes; Cisticolidae. Gene Ontology annotation, biological process: establishment or maintenance of cell polarity; Cdc42 protein signal transduction; endocytosis. The transcript has 5 exons.